GCCGAGGCGCGGGGCUCCGUGCUCCAGGCGGCGGUCCCGGGCGGGGCUCCGGUCAGCAUCGCCCUUCGAACACCGAGUGUUUCCCCGUUAACGCGCGGCCUGGCACCUCUGCGUCCUUCUCCAUUGGCUCCGUGUGGGGUCAACGUCAUGGUUCCUGUAAGCGCGCUUUUAGCUCCUAAGGUUCUUGCUCCUCCAAAUCAAGAAGACAGUGCACGAAGCCAGGGGACAUCAGCCAUGCUCCAGACAACUUGGCCUCAGGAGCCAGUGACCUUUGAGGAUGUGGCCGUGUACUUCACCCAGAGUCAGUGGGCCAGCCUGGACCAUGCGCAGAGGGACUUGUACCGGGAGGUGAUGCUGGAGAAUUAUGCUAAUGUGGCUUCCUUGGGAGGAGCAUUUCCAUUCCCCAAACCUGUUCUGGUCUCCCAGCUGGAGAGAGGGGAAGCACCAUGGGGCCCAGAUCCCUGGGAAGCAGAGGUUGUGAGAUGCAUCAGUCCAGGUGGUGAGUCCUGGAUCAAGAAAGAGGAGCCUGCUGUAAAGCAGGAAGCAGCUGAAGAGGCAGAGUUGCACAGAACGCUCGGAGGAGGACUUCUCAGAAAUGUUUCCCAGCACUUUGACUUUAAAAGCAAGGCCACAUGGCAGACUUUCAGUCUGAAUCCGAAUCUGAUACUUCGGGGUGGAAUGAAGUUCUAUGAAUGUAAAGAAUGUGGGAAAAUCUUCAGAUAUAACUCGAAGCUUAUUCGGCACCAGAUGAGUCAUACUGGGGAAAAGCCCUUCAAGUGUAAGGAAUGUGGCAAAGCUUUUAAGUCCAGCUAUGACUGUAUUGUACAUGAGAAGAAUCACAUCGGGGAAGGGCCCUAUGAAUGUAAGGAGUGCGGCAAAGGUUUGAGUUCCAACACAGCCUUGACUCAGCAUCAGAGGAUCCACACUGGAGAGAAGCCGUAUGAAUGUAAGGAGUGUGGAAAGGCCUUCCGUAGAAGCGCAGCUUAUCUUCAGCAUCAGAGAUUGCACACUGGAGAGAAACUCUAUAAAUGCAAGGAGUGUUGGAAAGCUUUUGGGUGUAGGUCACUUUUUAUCGUCCAUCAGAGGAUUCACACAGGGGAGAAGCCAUACCAGUGUAAGGAGUGUGGCAAGGCAUUCACUCAGAAGAUAGCUUCCAUCCAGCAUCAGAGAGUCCACACUGGAGAGAAGCCCUAUGAGUGCAAGGUGUGUGGGAAAGCAUUCAAAUGGUACGGCAGUUUUGUUCAGCACCAGAAACUGCACCCCAUGGAGAAGAAGCCUGUCAAGGUUCUUGGGCCAUCGCUGAUGGGUCCCCCAUGCCCCUCUUCAGCCUUCUCUGCUGCUCCUAUCCAGGGCCCGUGCUCUGCUCCCACUGUGGCCGUGCCUUCACUGACCUUUCCACAUGCUGUACUUAUUCCUACCUCUGGACCUUUGUUCAUGCUACUGCCCGCAUCUGGAAUGCCGUCUUCACCUGUCCAAAUAGUGCACGUCUUCCAGGGCCUUCCUCCCACUGUGAAGCCUUCCCCAGUUAUUCUAGCCCCUUCCCCUCAUCCCUCAUGAGCUUUAUCUCAGCACUCCUCCAGCUCUUAGGCCCAGCCGACUGUCAGCUUCACUUGAGUUUCAUUUGUAUAUUUUGUCUUCACCUUACACUCCUCACAAUUGUUUCAGCAUAAGCUCCAUUAUAAUCUAUAUAUAUUGAAAGACCGUGUUGUUGUAUUUCCGUCUGGGUAGAAAGUGCAACUAUCUGACCUUUGCACCAGUCUCUUUCAGGCUUGAACAGUAAUGGCUGAAUCUGCCCUGUGAGGAUGUGGGUGUUGGAAGUGCUGGCAGGACACUUGGUUGCAUUAGAGUGUCUGCGGGAGAGCCCAUCCUUGCACGGGGCCUUUGUGGUUAGAGCCAAGCGGCUUGGGGGAAGCAGGAGAGCUGUGCAGGAACUGGAGGGGAUGGCAGGGUGGGGUGCGGAAGGAGAGCACCAGCAACCGCUUUCAGCAGCAGACUCAGAAAUUACUGUGGAUUGUUCAGUGGGCUAAGGUGACGUCAAUGCAGUUGAAGUCAUGUUGCCCUUGGUAUGGAUCAUUGAGGAUCUUCAGCUGUGUAUGCAAAAGAGCAUGAGAAAUAACCAGUGAACAACUAUAUGCAGUGAUAACAAUUAUUUAUGCAAUUGAUAGCAGUUAUGUCUUUGAACACUGUGUUUUUUUCUUUAGUUUUGCUCUUGAUAUCUAGAUUUUUUUUUUUAUCUUUGAUUUCCUAAGUAAAUAUACACCAAAGUAUUCAUCUUU
Messenger RNA from Canis lupus familiaris (dog), 2276 nucleotides. RefSeq names its product zinc finger protein 621 (gene ZNF621). The record is from RefSeq and is a predicted model, not a curated record. Lineage: Eukaryota; Metazoa; Chordata; Mammalia; Carnivora; Canidae. Gene Ontology annotation, biological process: regulation of transcription by RNA polymerase II. Gene Ontology annotation, molecular function: DNA-binding transcription factor activity; RNA polymerase II cis-regulatory region sequence-specific DNA binding. The coding region runs from base 148 to 1557 and encodes 469 amino acids. The transcript is spliced from 5 exons.